This is a messenger RNA of Paramormyrops kingsleyae, 2744 nucleotides long. RefSeq names its product frizzled-9-like. Gene Ontology annotation, molecular function: transmembrane signaling receptor activity; Wnt-protein binding. Gene Ontology annotation, biological process: canonical Wnt signaling pathway; non-canonical Wnt signaling pathway. Lineage: Eukaryota; Metazoa; Chordata; Actinopteri; Osteoglossiformes; Mormyridae. The record is from RefSeq and is a predicted model, not a curated record. Gene Ontology annotation, cellular component: membrane.
UAAACAAAAUGCGGAGGAGCGUGUGACUGAAGGCGCCUCGGGCGGGUGUGUGCGGGCUGGUUUAAAAACGCCUAUUUUGGUCAGUCCAGGAGGAGCGACCCACCGCGCCGAGAAUCACACGCUCAGUGUUCGCGGCGAUGGCCACGGAUGGGCCGGUCAGCUCUGCUUAAUGCGUCCGAUAUAGUGAACUGCUGCAAUCCAAACACGUGUUGACUCCGAUUAGGCUUAUAUAUGAACUUUUAGGUGAAAUUUUAGGACGAGACGUCGAGUAUGAAAUGAGCAUAAGGACGAGCUUGUUGGAGCGCUGCUCUCCAGGCACCGGCUGCCUCGUCCAGGAUUCACGCACUAAGAAAGGAAGAUAUGCUGGAGUAACACGAAUGUUGUAACUUGCCUUCUCAGGAAGGACCGCGCAGAGCAAAAUCGCUUUGAAAUAACGGUGUAUUUUUUUCGUUGAUUUAACUUUUUGCUCUACAUGGAAUACCCUAAAUCAACCUCCCAUUUUGUACAUUUUCAUUAACAACAUUGACCAUGGGAGAUUUUUAUUUGAAGAUGGUGCUUUUACUUUGGUGUCAGCUUGUGGUGGCGGACUCCAGCCUGGAGAUGUAUGACAUAGAGCUUGGCAGGCAGGCAAAAUGUGAGCCCAUUGUCAUUCCCAUGUGUAAGGGCAUUGGGUACAACAUGACUAGGAUGCCCAAUUUCAUGGGGCAUGAGGAUCAGAUGGAGGCAGGCAUCAAGCUCAACGAGUUUGCCCCUCUGGUUGCAUAUGGCUGUGAGCCGCACCUGGGCUUCUUCCUCUGCUCACUCUAUGCCCCCAUGUGCACAGACAAAGUGUCCACCUCCAUCCCUGCCUGCCGGCCCAUGUGUGAGCAGGCCCGUGAGAAGUGCUCUCCCAUCAUGGAGAAAUUCAGCUUCUCUUGGCCCGACUCACUGAACUGCUCCAGGCUGCCAACCAAGAACGACCCCAACGCAUUGUGCAUGGAGGCCCCAGAAAACGGUACCAAGGUUGAGACCAAGAAAGGCGAAGGGAUGCUUCCUGUACCCCCCAGGCCCCGACAGGCUGUCACUGGAAAGCUGAACCCCCCCGGCAGCCUGGGGUCCUGCGAGAACCCAGAAAAGUUCCAGUACGUGGAGAAGAGCCGGUCCUGUGCUCCACGCUGCUCCUCUGCGGUGGAUGUCUUCUGGUCCAGAGAGGACAAGGAUUUUGCAUUCAUCUGGAUGACCGUGUGGUCCACCCUGUGCUUCAUCUCCACUGCCUUCACGGUGCUGACUUUCCUCCUGGACCCACCCCGAUUUCAGUAUCCCGAGAGGCCGAUCAUCUUCUUGUCCAUGUGCUACAAUGUCUACUCCGUGGCCUUCAUCAUCCGAUCGGUGUCUGGCGCAGAGAACAUCGCCUGCGACCGGGAAAAUGGUGAGCUGUACAUUAUUCAGGAAGGGCUGGAGAGCACAGGCUGCACCAUCGUCUUUCUCAUCCUCUACUACUUUGGCAUGGCCAGCUCCAUCUGGUGGGUGGUGCUCACGCUGACGUGGUUCCUGGCAGCCAGCAAGAAGUGGGGUCACGAGGCCAUCGAAGCUCACAGCAGCUAUUACCACAUGGCCGCCUGGGGCAUCCCAGCCAUGAAGACCAUCAUCAUCCUCACCAUGAGGAAGGUGGCCGGCGACGAGCUGACGGGAUUGUGCUACGUCGGCAGCAUGGACGUCAAUGCCCUCACGGGCUUCGUCCUCAUCCCGCUGGUCUGCUAUCUCACCGUCGGUACCUCUUUUAUCCUGACUGGCUUCGUGGCCCUCUUCCACAUCCGGAAGAUCAUGAAGACGGAGGGGACCAACACCGAGAAGCUGGAGAAGCUCAUGGUGAAGAUCGGCGUCUACUCCGUCCUGUACACCGUGCCGGCCACCUGCGUCAUCAUCUGCUACUUCUACGAGAGGCUCAACAUGGAGCACUGGAAGCUCAGGGGACUUUCCAGCAAGUGUUUCCGUUCCCGAGGUCACAGGAGCGAGGACUGCUCCCUCGGGGCCUCGCUGCCCGCAGUGACGGUGUUCAUGCUCAAAAUAUUCAUGUCCCUGGUUGUGGGCAUCACCAGCGGGGUGUGGGUUUGGAGCUCCAAGACGCUGCAGGCCUGGCAGAGCCUGUGCAGCAGGAAGAUGGAGGCGAGAACUCACCGGAAGCCCUGCGGUGGGGUCAGCUGCAGCAGCAUGCAUUGCCACUACAAAGGACCUGCAGUGCUGCUCCCCGUAAGCAAGGCGGAGCCGUACUCAGACUGCCCUGCGCACGUGUGAUUGGUCAAGGAGCCCCUGGCUGGUGGACUGUGUUUAUCUUCAAGGAGACUUGACUUACCACGGGGCUGGACUAAAUCUGACAUAGCUGUACAUGGAACUUACCGGACUUCCUGCUUUGUUUACUGCUGACGUCAAAAUGACUCAUUUAUUAUAAUCCAAAAUAGAAACAAUAUAGACAAAUGUACAAUAUUUCUCUCAAGUCGAAAGUACAGAUAUUAGUGGUUUGUGAAAGACACCGUGCUUGUUUGCAGUUGGACACAAGAAAUUGGAUUUCAAAAGAAUAAACUUAACAUUCUGCCGAAAUUGUAGAAAAAGAACACGUAUAAAUGUUAAAAAUUUACAUUUUAUUUAUUCUGUAUUUAAUUUGUCUGCCGUUUGUAUGUAUUGUGUAUAUACACUUCUUGUAAAACCUUAAUUUUGAAACCUACAGCGAAAAUAAGUGCCUUAAUAAAAAUUUUAUAUUUUUGAAA